Lichtheimia ornata is the source of this 969-nucleotide messenger RNA. RefSeq lists its product as uncharacterized. The coding region runs from base 1 to 969 and encodes 322 amino acids. Gene Ontology annotation, molecular function: DNA-binding transcription factor activity, RNA polymerase II-specific; RNA polymerase II cis-regulatory region sequence-specific DNA binding; protein dimerization activity. Gene Ontology annotation, biological process: regulation of transcription by RNA polymerase II. Lineage: Eukaryota; Fungi; Mucoromycota; Mucoromycetes; Mucorales; Lichtheimiaceae. Gene Ontology annotation, cellular component: nucleus. The transcript has 3 exons. The record is from RefSeq and is a predicted model, not a curated record.
AUGGCAAACAUCAACAGACCCAGUCACCAACAACCACCAUCAUCUUUGUUGGCUCAUCCAACAUUAUAUCACAUUCAGCAACAGCAAGAAAGUCAUCGUUUCAAGGACUCAACCACGAUGAGCUAUGGCGACACAACAAUGCUGGAACAACACCAACACAUGUUUUUCCCGCAGCAACAGCCUCAUCAUCCACAACAAGAAAGCUCUCCAAAUCUUUCGGAUCUUGACUGCUCCGAGUUUACCACAACAUCCUCGGUGUCUGGUAUGCCCGCAGCCGAUCUUUUACUCCAAUCGCCACCUUCAGCUGCUCAAAUGUCCUCAUCCAAUGAAGAUUACUUGUACAACCAUGACGGCAUGACACCUGUUACUACUGCCAAGCAUCAGCAUCAGCACCAGCCUUAUCAGCAAGACCCCUACGUCAUGCUGCCUAAUGGUAGUGGUAGCCCAUACUACUAUGGCAGUAAUAGCAACAAUAGACCAACAGCCCCUGCAUUUGCCAUGAGUGCCCCUAGCGGCAAUACAUCCAUGCAUCAUCAUCAUUACCACCACCACCAUCAGCCUUCUUUGGUUGGAAGUCUUGGCGAUACAACAACAACGACACAGGGCGCAGCUACUACUACUAUGGGUGCCACUGCGGCAGACCGCAGUAUCAAAGAUCCUUAUGAAGAUGAUAUUGCUGCCCAAGCAAACUUGCAAGCCAUCAUGGAAAAACGUCGUCGUCGACGAGAGUCGCACAAUGCUGUUGAACGCCGUCGAAGGGACAACAUUAAUGAACGCAUCCAAGAACUUGGCACAUUAUUACCCGAGGAAUUCACCAUGGAAGAAGGUGGCAUGGCUCGACUCAAUAAGGGCACUAUCUUGCGUAAAAGUGUAGACCAUAUCAAGAUGCUUCAACAAGAGCUCUCUAAUUACCAACAACGGGUGCGUGACCUCGAAGCAACUCUGGAGCAACUUAACAAGGGGAUGUAA